Plectropomus leopardus (leopard coralgrouper) is the source of this 2754-nucleotide messenger RNA. NCBI's taxonomy places the organism in Eukaryota, Metazoa, Chordata, Actinopteri, Perciformes, Serranidae. The record is from RefSeq and is a predicted model, not a curated record.
UGUCUGGGCGCGGUCUCGUGUUGCAGGGCAGGGCAAGGUGCGCUUUUAUUACCUCUGACAGCAGCGACGCUCCUCAGCUGACUCCCUUCUGUAGAGUCUGCUCUGGAUGUUGUCGGGCCACCCGCACAGUUUCAGAAAAAAUGACUCUGGAUCCGCUCAAAUCGGUCAUUUCCAUCGGGAAUGUGGACGACACGUCGCUGGCGCUGCCGUCCGGUAACCAGUGCCGGUCCGCCCAGCAGCGCGUCCUGGAACAGGUGCAGAUUCUCCGGAGGACCAAGUCGAGACAGUCCAGCAGCAGGAGCGGAUCCGCGUCUUUAUCUCCAACAUCUCCUUCGUAUGAGCCCGUGUUCGCAGAAGUGUCAAAGUCACAGUCCAGCAUAUCUAAUGGAGGAGUCGUCUUUGGGAAUGGCUUGUCUAGAACUAUCAGCUUCGAGAAAAACAACCGAAACCUCGUCAACAGCUUUAAGGGAACCAGCAUGAAGAGGAACACAGCAGCUUCUACCUAUCACUAUGAGAGGGGUUACGCCCCCCGCGGCUCCAUGGCGGUCGGUCCAAACAACACCAGCCGCAGCGAGCCAGAUAUGGCCCGGCAUCUCUCCAUGAUAAAACGCUCUGUUCCCCCGCAGAGAUUCCUGUCCACCAGAAACACCUACAGGUCUACCAAUCAGUUUAUAGCAGGCCCGACAUUGCAGCCUCAGUGUCCGCCGCAGUACAUCAUGAACGGCAAUGUUCAUACCGAAACAAACGGACCCGGCGUGUUCAGCCAAGUUGGCGUAAGCAAACCACUCUCAAAGCCUGAUGUUACUGACAGUGCAGCAAAGGGCACAGGAGACUCUACGGCCUUUGCUGUUCAAACCAUGGAGGAGGCUGUGGAGUGUCUUUCUGUCGAGGAUGAGUCAUAUCAGCACUGUGGCGCUUCCUACAUACAGCACAACACCUUCAUUGAUGACAAGGCCAAAGAGGAGGUGUUGAAGUUCAAAGGGAUCCAGCCCUUAAUUAGUCUGCUGCAAAGCCCCAAUCCACAAGUGAGCCAGACAGCGUCGGCUGCCCUGCGUAACUUGUCCUUUAAAAACAACAGUAACAAGGUGGAGAUACAGCGCUGUGGUGGCAUCACGGAGGCUGUGGCUCUGCUCAAAGAUACAGACUCUGAGGACACACAGAAACAGCUGACAGGUCUUCUGUGGAAUUUGUCCACUGCAGACAGCCUGAAGCCAGACCUGCUGAAGAGCGCUGUGCCUGUCUUAGUGGAGCGUGUGCUUCUGCCUUACACAACAGGUCCUGACCGGACCAGCAAAAACAGCCAAGACCCCGAGGUCUUCUUCAAUGCCACGGGAUGUUUAAGAAACCUCAGCAGUGCACAGCAAAACAACAGACAAGCGAUGAGAAAAAAUCGUGGUUUGAUAGACUCUUUGGUCAGCUAUGUUAAAGACUGUGUGGACGCAGGAAAACCAGAUGAUAAGUCUAUAGAAAACUGUGUGUGCAUCCUGCACAACCUGACGUUCCAGCUGGAGGCCGAGGCACCAGCUCUCUUCAGCAGGAUUACAGCUUUGGCCAAGACUGUCAACAGGAACGACAUCCAGGGUGACACCGGCCCCAUCGGCUGCUUCAGUUCUCAGAGCAAACCAUCAGAGCAUAAGCAACACUUUGACUUUCCAGUCGUUGAGGAUCCACAAGCUACUGGUGCUGGUCACCUGAUCCACUCCAAAACUCUGCAGAAUUACCUGUCUUUGCUUGCCACUAGCCAGCAAGAAGAAACACAGGAAGCCUGUGUUGGAGCCCUGCAGAACCUCACUGCAAAUGAAGGCAUUGUCUCCGGUGUAAUGAGUCAGACCAUUGUGCAGAAAUUGAAUGGCAUGCAAGUUAUCAAAUCUCUUUUAAGAUCAAAGAAAGUGAACGUGCAGAGGAACGCUAUGGCUUUGUUAGUAAAUCUGACCAAGCACCCAAACCUACACAAUGCCUUAGCUCGUAAAGCCCUCCCAGAGCUGCUGGGCAUCCUCAGCGCAGGCACUCAGGAAGGCAACGAGUCUGAUGACACAUUGGCCAUGGCCUGUCAGACCGCCAACCUCCUGCUCAUGAACGGACCUGAGAUGGGCCAACACCUGUUAAACAACAACCUGAUUAACUCACUGAGUAAUCUCAGUAAGAACGAAUAUUUCCCCAAAUCCAGCAAAGCUGCAGCAGUGCUCCUGCACAACUGUACAAAGAUUUGCAAAGCUUCCUGAAAAAGCAAAGGAUGUGCAAGUCGAAACGCAGCAGAUUAAAUGGACGUCUGAGAAUUAUUUACCAGAGACUCAGCUGCACAUCCACAGAGGCUGAGCAGCGUCCUUUCUCAUUUCACCAAGACUUGCAUAUUGUUUUAAAACAUGUUUCCAUGUAAUGUUUCCAUCGACAUAAAGUAGCCCUGAUCAUGCUGUAAGGUUUCCUUUGCAGGAAAAAAGGUGAAGGUUUAGAUUUAACAUGAUGGCAACCAGGGUGUCAUCGUUUGCUUUCAAAUGUCUUUUACACUGACAGUUCACCCCAAUAUCAACAAUACAUAUUGUUCGUCUUACCUGCAGUGCUACUUAUCAAUCUUCAUUGUUUUGGUGUAAGCACAAAGUACAAGGUAGAUUUAUUAGUCAUUUUUUAAACAUAGUUUGGACUGAAUACAGCAGACCACAAGCGGAUCUCCACCCAUGGCAUAUGUAGAGCAGCCAGUCAGACCAGUUUAAAAACUGAACAUAGUUAAAAAAAUUACAUUAAAAUUUGUCCUUGAUC